This is a messenger RNA of Tetrapisispora phaffii CBS 4417, 1053 nucleotides long. RefSeq lists its product as uncharacterized. The record is from RefSeq and is a predicted model, not a curated record. Bases 1 to 1053 code for a protein of 350 amino acids. Lineage: Eukaryota; Fungi; Ascomycota; Saccharomycetes; Saccharomycetales; Saccharomycetaceae. The transcript has a single exon.
AUGGAAGGUGGAAAUAAAGAAAACGUCUUAGAUGAAUUCAUUAAAGCGUUAGUGAAGAAUGGGAAUAUAAAAGAUAGAAACCCUCCCGCAGCAUUAUCUGAUAAAACUUUAGAUAAAUUGAUUGAAUUAAGAGUGGAGAUGGAAAAAACAAAACAAUUUUAUUACAUAUUAGAAAAUAAAACUAAAGUGGUUGAAAUCUUAAAACUUUGUGAGAAAUUAGACUUACCUAAGAAUGAAAUAAUAAAAUAUCUGGAAAGUAAUGGACCUAGUUCUCUUCCUGUAACUCCUAAAUCAAACAUCGACGAGUUGAAUGGCCCGCAAUACAAAAGAAAAGAAACAGCAUUAUCAAACAAUGAAAGGGAAAACACAAUUGAGUCGAACUCGCUUCCUCUAUCAGUUCCAAUAAGUAAAUUUAAUGAGAUUAAUAUUGCAAAGUCGCCUGACAAUAAACAAAAUAAUGAAAUAAAUACAGUUAGAAGUGAAAAUAUACUUCCCAGAAUGUCACCUAAAAGGCCAAUUAUUUCACCACAUUCACAAUCUACUGAAUUAACAUCACCAAUAAAUAAAAAAUAUUCAAUAGAUUCAAAAAUGCCAAAAAAACAUUUAAGGACGCUUUCAGUUCCAGUUUUAAGACUUCAUCAGAAUUCCGAUAUUCCCUCUAGUAUGACAUCUAUUUUAGGUUUUCCAAAGGAUACUGAUGAUUUCCAGGACCAUUUCACACACACCUUUGCAUUUGAAAAACCUUUAAACGUCACAAAUAAGAAACAACCAUUUAAAUCUAAGCAUAUAAAAACUAGUAUGUCUCAGGAGGCUCCUAGUAAUCUGAAGAAGGCUUAUGAGGUAGCAACUAAUACAUCAGUAGCUGUUCCACGAUAUCCGUUGAACCAAUCUGCAAUAUUAACUUCACACCAGACAUUGAAAGAAGAUUCUUCCCAAAAGAAAAAUGAAAUAAUAUCUUCAAUUAAUAAUAAAAUACAUAAAGAAAUUAAUGGAAGGUCGCUUAGUCAGACAAUUCAUAAAAGUUCAUUAAGUGAACUUUUAAAUAAUACAUAG